CACGCUUGUCUGUACAAGUUGGCGCACAGUGUCCCAACUUUGUGGCAAGUAUUGGUAAAUUAAACCAGCAAGAGUUUUCCUUGCAGGAUGCUGCUGACUGUGCUAAGCUGGUUUUGUUCGUCGGUCCUGGUUUUCGUCAGCGGGGGGAAACUGCCUGAAGCUGAAGUACAAAUAGAGGUUUUGCAAAAGCCUUUCCUCUGUCAUCGCAAGUCGAAAUAUGGAGACAUUAUGUUGGUGCAUCAUGAGGGAUAUUUGCAGAAUGGCACACUGUUCCACUCGAGUCGGAUCCAUGGUGACAAGCAGCCCGUAUGGUUCACUCUGGGCAUCAGAGAAGUUAUCAAAGGUUGGGAUAAAGGCCUGCAGGACAUGUGUACAGGGGAGAAGAGACGACUCGUCGUACCUCCAGCCUUGGCCUAUGGGAAGGAGGGGAGAGGUAAGAUCCCGCCGGAGAGCACCUUGACUUUCAUGAUUGAGGUGAUGGAGAUCCGCAAUGGCCCCAGGUCACAUGAGUCUUUCCAGGAGAUGGACCUCAACGAUGACUGGAAGCUCUCCAAGCAAGAGGUGAAAGAAUACCUUAGAAAGGAGUUUGAGCGUCACGGCUACCCUCCCAAUGACACUCACCAUGAGAACAUGGUUGAGGAUAUAUUCACUAAAGAGGACGAGAACAAAGAUGGCUUCAUAUCCUCCAGAGAGUUUACAUACAAACAUGACGAACUUUGAACUGCUACCCUGUCCUAGGAUGAAUAAUUGUCGUUCCCCUGUUUUUCACCCCUCUGCUGUGGAAAUGCAUUAAGUGUUGGGUGUUAAUGUUUCAUUAAAUGUGUUAGUUUUUUUACAAACACUGUUUUUAUUUGCAACCUCCCUGUUUGCAGAUAUAUUGUGAGCGCUCGAAAGCCUUUUGGUUUAUUUAUUUGUAAGCAUUAUAUUUCAGUCGGGCAGCUUCAUUUUUUAGUCUGCCCACCACUAUGGGAGAUCAUAAAUAGUCAUUCAAACAGAUUCACUCCAUCCAAGACCCACUGUCAACUCAACUUUGAUUUUAAUUUUUGUAAACCUCUUCUAGCACAUCUUAGGAAAAUUAGACCCAACUCAUAUUACUUAAUCCUGUCUCCACUCAUUCCUGCAUCCCACGUAGUAGGGCUUAAUAUCUAGCCCAUGCAAGUAUCCUUAACUAGAUAAUGUACCUUCAUCUUUGGAAAACCAUCAUGGAUGUGCGGUCGCCUCACACCAAGAAGGUCCUGGGUUCGAGCCUCGGGGUAAUCCAACCUUGGGGGUCAUCCCGGGUCGUCCUCUGUGUGGAGUUUACAUGUUCUCUGCGUGGGUUUCCUCCGGGCGCUUAGUUUUCCUCCCACAGUCCAAAGACAUGUAGGUCAGGUGAAUUGGCCGUACUAAAUCGUCCCUAGGUGUGAAUGUGUGUGUGUGUGUUGGCCCUGUGACGGUCUGGUGGCCUGUCCAGGGUGUCUCCCCACCUGCCGCCCAAUGACUGCUGAGAUAGGCUACAGCAUCCCCACCACCCUGAGAGCAGGAUAAGCGGUUUGGAUAAUGGAUGGAUAUAUAUAUAUAUAUAUAUAUAUAUAUAUAUAUAUAUA
Messenger RNA from Lampris incognitus (smalleye Pacific opah), 1586 nucleotides. RefSeq names its product peptidyl-prolyl cis-trans isomerase FKBP14-like. Bases 88 to 720 code for a protein of 210 amino acids. NCBI's taxonomy places the organism in Eukaryota, Metazoa, Chordata, Actinopteri, Lampriformes, Lampridae. Gene Ontology annotation, molecular function: peptidyl-prolyl cis-trans isomerase activity; calcium ion binding. The record is from RefSeq and is a predicted model, not a curated record. The transcript has 4 exons.